This is a messenger RNA of Otolemur garnettii (small-eared galago), 4364 nucleotides long. RefSeq names its product switching B cell complex subunit SWAP70 (gene SWAP70). Lineage: Eukaryota; Metazoa; Chordata; Mammalia; Primates; Galagidae. The record is from RefSeq and is a predicted model, not a curated record. Gene Ontology annotation, cellular component: nucleus; cytoplasm. The transcript has 12 exons. The coding region runs from base 89 to 1846 and encodes 585 amino acids.
CCGCGCGCCGGGUGGUGUUGGCAGAGGCCGAGGGGCCGCAGAGGCGUUCAGGGCCGGCGGGGCAGCAGGGGCUGCAAGGGUCGUCGUCAUGGGAAGUCUGCAGGACGAGCUGCUCAAGGCCAUCUGGCACGCUUUCACCGCGCUCGACCUAGACCACAGCGGCAAGGUCUCCAAGUCUCAGCUCAAGGUCCUUUCACAUAAUCUGUGCACGGUGCUGAAGGUUCCACAUGACCCGGUUGCCCUUGAAGAGCACUUCAGGGAUGACGAUGAGGGGCCUGUCUCUAAUCAGGGCUACAUGCCGUAUCUAAACAAGUUCAUUUUGGAAAAGGUCCAAGACAACUUUGACAAGAUGGAAUUCAAUAGGAUGUGUUGGACCCUCUGUGUCAAAAAAAACCUCACAAAGAAUCCCCUCCUCAUUAUGGAAGAAGAUGCAUUUAAAGUAUGGGUUAUUUUCAACUUUUUAUCUGAGGACAAGUAUCCAUUAAUAAUUGUGCCAGAAGAGAUCGAAUACCUGCUGAAGAAACUUACAGAAGCUAUGGGAGGAGGCUGGCAGCAAGAACAGUUUGAACAUUAUAAAAUCAACUUUGAUGACAGUAAAGAUGGCCUUUCUGUAUGGGAACUUAUUGAGCUUAUUGGAAAUGGAAAGUUUAGCAAAGGCAUGGAUCGUCAGUCACUGUCUAUGGCAAUUCAUGAAGUCUUUAAUGAGCUUAUAUUAGAUGUGUUGAAACAGGGUUAUAUGAUGAAAAAAGGCCAUAGACGGAAAAAUUGGACUGAACGCUGGUUUGUGCUAAAACCCAGCAUAAUUUCUUAUUAUGUAAGUGAGGAUCUGAAAGAUAAGAAAGGAGAUAUUCUCUUGGAUGAAAAUUGCUGUGUAGAGUCCUUGCCUGACAAAGAUGGAAAGAAAUGCCUUUUUCUCAUAAAAUGUCUUGAUAAGACCUUUGAAAUCAGUGCUUCAGAUAAGAAGAAGAGACAAGAGUGGAUUCAGGCCAUUCAUUCUACUAUCCAUCUGUUGAAGCUGGGCAGCCCUCCACCCCACAAAGAAGCCCGCCAACGCCGGAAAGAACUCCGGAAGAAGCUGCUGGCGGAGCAGGAGGAGCUGGAACGGCAGAUGAAGGAGCUCCAGGCAGCCAACGAAAACAAGCAGCAGGAGCUGGAGUCCGUGCGGAAGAAACUGGAAGAAGCAGCGUCUCGCGCAGCAGAAGAGGAAAAGAAACGCCUUCAGACUCAAGUGGAACUGCAGGCCCGGUUCAGCACAGAGCUGGAGCGAGAGAAGCUUAUCAGACAGCAGAUGGAAGAAGAGGUUGCUCAAAAGUCCUCUGAACUGGAACAGUAUUUGCAGCGAGUCCGGGAACUCGAAGACAUGUACGUAAAGCUGCAGGAGGCUCUUGAGGAUGAGAGACAGGCCCGGCAAGAUGAAGAGACGGUGCGGAAGCUUCAAGCCAGGUUGUUGGAGGAAGAGUCUUUGAAGAGGGCUGAACUGGAAAAGUGGCACUUGGAGCAGCAGCAGGCAAUUCAGACGACCGAAGCAGAGAAGCAAGAGUUGGAGAAUCAGCGCCUCCUGAAAGAACGAGCCCUUCAGGUGGCCCUGGAGCAGCUGGAGCAGCUGGAGUUAGAGCGGAAGCAGGCGCUGGAGCAGUACGAGGGAGUUAAAAAGAAGCUGGAGAUGGCGACUAGUAAGACCAAGAGCUGGAGGGACAAAGUGGCCCAUCAUGAAGGACUGAUUCGACUGAUAGAACCAGGUUCAAAGAACCCUCACCUGAUCACUAACUGGGGACCUGCUGCUUUCACGGAGGCAGAACUUGAAGAGAGAGAGAAGAACUGGAAAGAGAAGAAGACCACAGAGUGACUGUCCACGGCGGAAGUCACCCUGGCUGUGUAGAUACUUCGUGGCAGGAGAGCUUUAUGCUAAAGACAAAAGAAAUGGGCUUUGCUGCUUCUAACUCUUCUUCCUUCAGUGGCUCUAAUUGGGUCAAUGUCCUAAAGAAACCUUCCUAUUUAUCUUCCUGAAAAAAAGGCAGUUUUGAUUGUCAUGCUCUUUACUUUCUCUGAAAACUUCAGCUUCUGAAAAUUACCUGUUAGUUCUGAUUCUUCUGUAAAUGAGGCAGUUUAUAGAUAGCACAGUCAACUCCAUCACCUGCAGUAUUGGAAGCGGGUGGAGGGGGGGGAUAGAUGCUCAGUACCACUGGACAAUCAGAAUCUCUUUGGACCGGGUGUCAGGAUUUUCCCUUGGGCAGCAGGUUUGUUCUCCAAGUAGGUGUUUUUAGACCAGAUGGGCCAUUCUGCUUGCCAUUCCGUGCCAGCUGACAUGAAACGCCUUUGACCAUUGGUUUUCUGAUGGAGGAGUCAUGUGGCCACUGCCAUUUCCUGGUUGAGGUCCUGGAAUGUGAGCUGGUUAGUGGAUGACACUAUAUAUAUACUAUACUUACAGCUUGCUAAGUUUCUGAGCGUAUAGUAAGAAACGUCUUCCCUAUCCUUCAUAAACUGGCAUGUAUCAUUCCCAUCUCUUUUCCCCUCACCUCAAAGGAAACAUCCCUUUGCUCAUUACCUAACCUAAUUUUCUCUUGUUCUCUCUCUCUAGCAAAUGAUAUGCUACCAAGUAUAUGCCAGGCUGUGAGAGGAUUCUAUUAAGUAGUAAAGAAGCUAAUUCGAAAUAAAAUUUGGAUAAUUUAUAAAGCAGGUUAUGUGCACACGGGCCGUGGGAGUUGACUGUCUGCUAGACUCAAAACGUCAUGAAGAUAGUGAUGUGUCUUCUGUUAGCUGAGCCAUGAUGUCAGCCUUCGUUAGUGGGCAGCUUUUCUGCUUUUUCUCUUCCUCCAGGGGUGGUGACAGUGGAAUAGCCUGUAAAUUGGGAUCACAGUUUCUAUGCAUCUGGUUUGAAAGGAGUAUUGAGGAAGGUUUUCGUAUAUGAUUUCUUACCGGAUUAAGAAUAUUAUUUAUGAGCUCAAGCCUUCCAACACUACUCACAGUGUAUAAGCAAUAGUAGUAACUCCGUGGACAGUAAUGAUGCUUAAAAUUGUACAUAAAUUUGGGGAUAAUUCAGUUGUUGCUUUGAAAAAAAGAGGCAGCAGAAUUCAGUGGAAUAAUUAAAGUCUUUCCCUGUCUACAAGUAUUAAAUGAGGACAGAGAACCUCGUGGGUCCUUAUGCUAAUGCUUGCAUAAAAGUAGUAAGGAAGCUAUUCUAAAAAGAUGGCCACAUCUGGAGAGUAUGGUUUUAGAGAUUUCAGUGUAUGUUUUUAUUUACAUGAGAGGAAACUGGAAUGUAAUCCCAUAAACUACUGCCUUUUAUGACUGGAAAACAUUGGCAAAUGAAAAAUUUUAGAAAUUUAUCUUCAGGUUUUUUGCUGUUUAAUAAAAAUGUAACUUAAAUGUUUUUUAAGGUUGCCUUUAUAAAGUUUAGAUUAUUAUGUAAAAUGUCUUUGUAUCAUGUACCCUCAAAAUUUAGCAGCUAAUUUGGGUGCUGGUUUCUGCCCAGCCGUUUGUCAGUAUUACGGUUUUAUUUAGUAGCUGGGAGGUAUAUUAGACCAAGACCUAGGUAAGAAGUGGAACCUUCCCUGUGGUUUGAUUACAUGUCACACCAGAAUAAGGAAAAAAUACAAAGAAGCUGAAGUGAAAUCAAUGGGGUGGAAAGAGGCUUAGGAGACUAACACCCUAUGCCUGGGGGAAGGGUAGUGGUGUAACAUGUGAAUUUCUACUUUGGGGACGUGUUGAAAUAGGCCACAUACCUUUGGAGAAUGUCCUUCCUUCAACCUGGCUUAUUCCACAUCUACAGUUGAAAACAUGACCUGGAGCUUACAGGCUCCCCUGGACCUCACUGUGUGGCCCUGGGAUGCCUGCCUGAGGACUGCGCACUUUCUAGUCUCAGGUGGCCCUUUGCUUGACCAAGCAGUUGUAUGUGGUUGUGCAGGUGGUUUCUAUUGAAUGCAUUGUGUUUACAUCUUGACCUCAGUGGCACUAUCUCUAGGAGGCAAAAAAUCCUUUUACACAGUGCCUUAGCUAAGAUGGGUACUUCAUGAAUCAAAGUACAGAAAUGAACUAAGUCGAUCCCAUUUGGAAGGAUAUUUUGAUGCUAACUGAAUUCCUCCUAAUAUUUAAAAUGAUGUCAGCUGUCAAAGUGCUGACAGGAGCCAUGGUGGUCUUUUGUAAUUACUGUACAGAAAAUUUCAGAGUGAUUGUCAUAAUCAGGCCUUUAAUAAGUAGGAAGGGAUAUGAGCAUUUAUAGGAAUUAUGCAUGAAAAAAGUUUUAAGAAUGUAUUUUUGUGAUAUGCUGUGUUGAGAGGAAACCAAAUAUUUAUACUCCUAAAACAUUCUUCUUGAAACACUGUACAAUGUAAUGUGCUCAACUUGACUUUUUUGCUAAUUUUUCU